This is a messenger RNA of Carassius gibelio (silver crucian carp), 3814 nucleotides long. Its product is annotated as solute carrier family 15 member 4. The record is from RefSeq and is a predicted model, not a curated record. Gene Ontology annotation, molecular function: transmembrane transporter activity. Gene Ontology annotation, cellular component: membrane. The transcript has 9 exons. Bases 309 to 2045 code for a protein of 578 amino acids. NCBI's taxonomy places the organism in Eukaryota, Metazoa, Chordata, Actinopteri, Cypriniformes, Cyprinidae. Gene Ontology annotation, biological process: transmembrane transport; oligopeptide transport.
UAAGCGCCUCCAGAUGACGCAGAGAUCUGCUGAAUGCGCUGUGGCCGCGUCUCUUGACGCUUUUGACUGAACCGGGUGUCACGCGGUAGUAUUGUGACUUGCUGUUUACCUUCAGAGCCGACAGCUAACGUUGAACUUCACACCGUCAGACUUUUAGGAUUUUUUUAACCAAAUAUUUAUGAUAACAUGUAUCCCGAGACAUUGGUAAACACGUCGCGAGCUGAGCACAACUAAAUGUGGAGCAGUUCUAAGUGUUAAAGUACGGUUUGGAUAUUGGAUUUUGGUCUUGAGAAACAGCAUAUCAGGAUAUGGCUGGCAGGGGUGUAAACGAGAACACUCCUCUUUUGGACAACUCUGUGGCCUCAACCAGAUCGGAGUCAGUGUUUAAUGGCAGGAGACUGGCCUGUGCUGCCAUCCUGCUGGCAGAGUCUUUAGAGCGGAUGGCCUUCUAUGGCAUCACCUCGAACCUGGUGCUCUUCCUCAACAGCAACCCCUUCUUUUGGGAAGGGACUUCGGCCAGCCAGGCCCCCUUGAUCUUCAUGGGUGUCACUUAUUUGAUAUCGCCUUUUGGUGGCUGGCUGGCAGAUGCGUUCCUUGGCAAGUUCAUAACCAUAGCCUUGAGUUUAGUUCUAUACCUGUUCGGGAUGCUGCUUUUCCCCUUCGUGGCCUACGAUGACACCAGGACCUCUCUGUGUGGAGAAGAGAUGGCGUUCCCAGUGCAGCCAGCAGAGUGUUUUCCUGAAAAUGGGACUGUGCCUGCCAAUGUGACCUGCAUGAAUCGGCCGUCCUACUGUAGGCCUGCGAUCUACAGUGGUCUGGUGCUGGUGGCCAUUGGCGUGGGCACUGUGAAAUCAAACAUCACUCCAUUCGGAGCAGAUCAGGUGAAGGAUCGAGGUCCGGAGGCAACGCGGCGGUUCUUUAACUGGUUCUACUGGUGCAUUAAUCUUGGAGCGAUUUUCUCGCUGGGUGGAGUAGCUUAUAUUCAGCAGAACAUGAGCUUCUUUACUGGUUACAUCAUCCCUGCCGUCUGCCUCGGGGUGUCCCUCAUCGUCUUUGUUCUGGGCAAAACGGUAUUUAUAACCAAACCUGCAGAUGGCAGUGCCUUCAGCGACAUGUUCCGGAUCCUGGCCUCGGCCCUCUGUGGACGCGGGCCAAAAGAACCAAGUCUGCUCAGGCCAAAGCCAUCUCUACUGGAUGGCGCUAAGGUGACGUACGGUGGGCGAUUUUCAGAGGAGAAGGUGGAGGAAGUGAAAGCGCUGGUUAAAAUACUUCCUGUUUUCCUGGCCCUCAUUCCGUACUGGACUGUCUAUUUCCAGAUGCAGACCACAUAUUAUCUCCAGAGUCUCCAUCUGAGAAUUCCUGGAGACGUUUCCAACUCCACAGACUCCAACCUGAGUACCUUUCGCUUCCCGGCAGCUUGGCUGACCAUGUUUGAUGCCGUGCUGAUCCUCAUGUUGAUCCCCCUCAAGGAUAAAGUGGUGGACCCCAUGCUCAAACGCAAGGGCCUGGUGCCCUCACCUCUAAAAAGAAUCGCCGUGGGCAUGUUCUUUGUCAUGUGCUCGGCGGUGGCAGCUGGCAUUUUAGAGACAAAGAGGCUAGACAUUGUCCACACACAAGAUCCCAUCCCGCAGUCUCUCGGUGGAGGUACCUACUAUGCAGCCGAUCUACCCAUAUGGUGGCAAGUGCCUCAGUACAUCCUCAUUGGUGUCAGCGAAAUCUUUGCUAGUAUUGCAGGUCUGGAGUUUGCCUACUCUGCAGCCCCCCGCUCCAUGCAGAGUGCUAUAAUGGGCCUGUUCUUCUUCUUCUCUGGAAUCGGCUCCUUUGUGGGAUCAGGACUACUUGCUAUCGUCUCUCUCCAAAUCAUCGGCUGGAUGUCCUCGCCUAAAGACUUCGGUAACAUCAACGAGUGCACACUGAAUUACUACUUCUUCCUCCUGGCUGCCAUCCAGGGAGUCACACUCCUCGUCUUCCUCAUCGUGUCUGUGAAGUAUGACAAGCAGAAGCCCAGAGCAGGGAGCCACAGGGCGUCUCUGACCAACUCAUGACCCCCAUCAUCCUCACCAGCCGUACGUUCACCUCAGCCAACAAAUCAUGUGCCAAAUCUUCAAAAAUGAAGUUUGAAAAUAUUGGACUUUUGAAAUAUUUCACUUGAAGCCCCCUGUGUUUACUGGAACUGGCAGUUCUCUUGCCAUUUUAACACGCGAGAAAAUGUAAAAAAACAAAACAAAAAAGUCCAUAAUUACUUACACAAUUUUCGUAUGAAAUAGUUGGAUAAGAGGUUUGUCCACUCCAACAGUGAACUGGAUUAUGAAAUGCGUGCUUGUUGAAGUGUAUACUUUGGGGAUAUUUGUUGUUUUGACUGUGUCUAUGAGAUUUACAAAUUGACUUGCUCAUGAAAUGAAUGUGGUUUUUAAAUUGUUUACGAUGGGUUGUACAAUUGGUCAUUGGUUUAAAAUGAAUAUUUAUUGAACCUUUUAUAUUCAUAGUUUAUGCUCAAAGUCAAUACUCUUGUUAAGAUUUAUUUAAAGUUGUCCUUUUGGGCAUGUUUAUGGUACACCUUUUUUAAACAAUUUUAACAGUACUUUUUAAACAUUAAUUCAUUUUUUUUUAUUAUUAUUAUUUUUUCUCCUCUAAUUCAGGCACCAUUUGCACUGUAUUGUGUAUAUAUGGUCAUUUUACUGUAAAUUUGUAAUAGAUAUCAAUUGGUUCUGUUUUAUGCUGUUUAUGCUAAUUAGCUGGUAUUUAAAAAGGGCAAAUAUGAAUGGCUACUCAUUUCAGAUGUUAGCCAAUUAAUUUCAUGCAGAAUUUUCACAUCAUCAGUGAAGUAGUUGAUAAAAAUUGCAGUGCAAAAGACUUGAACAAUUAUUAUUAUUAUUAUUAAGAGUCAAAUUCAUAAUUGUGUCCUUAACAGUUUGUUUAAAUUUGUAACUUUGAUACUAAACCUGUGGCAUUACAAGUGUUUCUCACUUUUAGAUAUUUUAUCAGGCAUUAGAUUUCUGUUAGCUUGUUUUUAAUGAUUUUGAUCUUAAGUGGUAAGGCCAAGCAGUCCAUUGCUCUUUAUCGUGGUUGUGAUAUGAGUGCUGAUAUCAUGAAGCACACAGCUCAGCUGGCGUCUUUACAGCAGGAAUAUCUCUGCAAAUGCAAAUGAAUAGUGUUUCUUUUGGCAACACCUGCGUCUUGUUUGUAAUGAUUCCUGACCUUUUAAGAUUUGUAUAAGGCUUUUUGAUCAACUACAAACCUCAAGCUCAGAUUUACAUCCGAAUGAGGAUAUGUAGUGAGAUUACAUUUGCACUAAUCUCUAGUGGAAAAUAACGGUUAUAAUUGAGUGUAUAGAAUCAUGAAUUUUACAUGCAGGCUUAUGAUACAUCCUUUAAAAUGUAUACCUCAGCUUCAUAAUGUCAUCAUGUUGUAGAAGGGCGUCUUGCUUGAUAUAAUUUUCAUGCAAACACUUUUUGCUGCUGUUUUUGACAUCUAAUGAACUAAGUCUCCCGUCUUUGCUUUGACCACAAGCUUAACAAAAUAGUAACAACACUCCCAUUAUGCUUCUGUGCUGGUUCUUUUUGUGUGUUUUCAUACACAGGUAGUUCCUGUGGUUUUUCUUGCACUUUUUCAGCAGUUACACCUUGUGCCUUUAAUGGCAGAGUUAUGCCACAUGACCCUUGCAACUGAUGAAUCAUCCUUACAAUUUUACAUUAGCAAGUUCAAAACAGAGUGAUCAAAACUUUUUGAAUGUGAUUUGACAAACAGUAUUGACAGUAAGGUAGUUUGAAUCUAUUCAAAAUGGUGAAAUAUUAAAAGAUACAGUAUAAGGAAA